Aureococcus anophagefferens is the source of this 1014-nucleotide messenger RNA. RefSeq names its product expressed protein. NCBI's taxonomy places the organism in Eukaryota, Pelagophyceae, Pelagomonadales, Pelagomonadaceae. The transcript has a single exon. Bases 1 to 1014 code for a protein of 337 amino acids. The record is from RefSeq and is a predicted model, not a curated record.
AUGAGGCCGCUCUGCGCGUGGAUAUGCGUCGUCGCGGCGCCCGCGACGGCCUUCCUGAGGCCGCAGGGUCCGCCGCAGCGCCGGUCCCUCCGCGCGUCGCCCGGCGACGACUGGGAGCCGCGCGAGGACUGGGCGCUCCUCGACAACGUCGACGCCUUCACGCGGCGCGGCGCGGCGGGCCCCUACCUCUUCUACGACGAGCUCCGGUCGACGUCGGCGGCGCUGAGCGGCCGCAGCGCCGGCGACGUGCGGCGGCGGCUCGCGGCGCUCGACCGGGACUGCCCGCCGGACCCGCGGACGCUCGAGGACUGGCGCGCGGAGGGCGAGAGCGCGUACGUCGGCGCGCUCGACGGCGACGCGACGACGCUCGUCGUGACGCGCACGUCGGUGCUCGACGGCGGCGGCCUGCUGGAGCGCCGGUACGUCGAGACGCUCGGCGGGGAGCUCGUGCGGCUCGGCGCGCCCGCGGCCGGCGCGGCGGCGCCGGCGGCCGUCGCGGACGCGGCCGAGUUCCCCGCGACGGUCCUCGCCGCCGUCAGGAGCCGCCCCCUCGCGUCGACGCUCGCCGGCGGCGCCAUCCUCGCGAACGCCCUCUUCUUCGCGGCGGCGUUCUCGCACGCGGGCGACGCGCGGCCUCUCGCCGGCGACUCGUUCUACGUCGAGUCGUCGACGACGGUGACCCAGAAGCUCAAGGGCGACGACGGCCAGGCCGUGACGCGCGUCCAGCGCCAGCGGUCCACGCGGUCCAACAGCAACCCCCAGGAGCGCGUCGAGACGCAGACCGUCGUGAAGCGGACGGCGAAGGACGACGCGGGCAACUUGGUCGUGACGACGACGCGGGACCGGAGCGUCAACUCGGCGAGCCGCGCGGCGCGGCCCGCGUCGUCCGCGGAGAUGGCCAAGCUGCUGAAGCAGGGCUUGCUCGCGCCGGCCGCGCCCGAGGCCGUCGCCGUGCUCCCCGCGCUCCCGCUCUCCGUCCCCGAGCUCCCCAGCGCGGACGCGUCGGCGCGAUAA